This is a messenger RNA of Porites lobata, 3573 nucleotides long. The record is from the annotation of a GenBank genome assembly. Lineage: Eukaryota; Metazoa; Cnidaria; Anthozoa; Scleractinia; Poritidae.
AUGGCACAGGCAGCUGAAUUGCUUUAUCCUAGCUUGGUUGUUUUUGGCGCUUCAGGUCCUAUGGGGCGUCUUCUGGUACAACAGGCGCUACAAAAAGGUCAUCUUGUAACUGCUGUUGUUAGAAGUCCAGAGAAAUUCGACAUCAAGUAUGUUUAUGUUUGUACGAAUGUUAUUUUCAUUCAUAUGUUCCUGCCCGAUGUUCGCAGAUGUUGCAGCAUGGUUUUGUUUUGUUUUGUUUUGUUUUUUUUUGUUUUAACUUCUUGAGCAGGUUAAGAGAUAUGUACGAUAAAACAUUGUAAAAGCUUAUUUAUUUAUCAAACACCCAGAACGAACCUCAGUUAUUAAAAAAAAAGAACGGAAGGACGAGUGAUGUUUACUUUUGUGGGCUCGUGCAUAUUAAGCUUUAGUAAAUAACGUACACUUAUUCUUCCCAAUUUUCUUAAGUAAAGGUCAGAGACGAUUUUGCUAAUUAUUUUGAAACUGCUUUAUUUCGUUUUUACCUAAUAAUUAUGGCAUGCUUCUGCUUUAAUCUCGAUUCUUCUUUAGAAAAAAAGAACAUACAUGUCGACUGCAUCUUUGCUCGUCUAGUUAAAUUUGCAUAAUUCUUUUUUGGUUUUCGCAAUACCUGCGAUAACACACUCUUGAAAGUCACGCAAAGUGUGAAAAGGCACAUGCCCUAUUUUCAGUCGUCAUGCACUUGGAGUGAAUGCAUGUGAAUGUCGUGAAAACUUAAAAAGCUGGUUAUUGAAACGAAGUCAAACUUGACCACAGUUAAACACACAUUUUACGUAGACUCUUCUUGUCGUUUUUAUUUCUUUACAUGUAGUUAAUGAACAAAAAAAAUUUGAAACAACAGACACUUCGCAUAGCAGCGCAUGAAAUUUGCUCUUUCGUCGAAGACUUUCCAUUUAUUUUCUCUUUCUUUUUUGCAUUUUUAGACAUGAAAAGCUGGAUAUAAUCAAAGGGAAUAUAUUCAACUCAGAGUCCUUGGUUCCUGUCCUUGAAGGCAAAGAUGCUGUGUUAUCAUGCCUUGGUGCCCAUGGAACAAGUGUCUUUCGACACACAACAUUAUACUCAGAGUCAAUGAAGUCAAUAAUGUCUGCCAUGGAAAAGUAAAUGUCUUGUCCAGUUCUCUCUUGUAACACUGCUGCUUCCUUCUUUUUACAGAGUAACUGGUUGUUCUGAUGGUCCUGGAGGUGACUCCGCCCAUAUAUAGGUUACGUUUGCUCUUGGUUCUCCUCCUUACCCCAAGAGGUUUUUCUUGGGGUAUUCUAGCUUACCCCUCUACCUGAACUAGCUCUUACCGUAAUUGACUGUGCGAUUUUCAAAUUCCAGUUUGAUCAGAGGGAGAUAAAGAAUCCCUUUUUAGAUUUGCUAAUGCUGAAGAUAACUAUUUUAAACUUAGCAUAAUAACGUUAACAGCAAUUUUUCAUCAAAAUUUGGUUCUUGAGCGAUGAAAAUAAGAUGAUAUUUUAUUGCAUCUUCCUUAUACAGACAUUUUUAGUUUAGAACAUCCCUAACUUUAACCCACCACCCCCUGUACCAGCUUUAGCUGGUCCCAAAGGGUAAGGAGGUUUACAUCCUUAAAGAGCUUUAAAGGCUAACUGACGAACAUUUCCCUUGAACCAUCGACCUACUAUUUCUUACUUAUAUUAUGUGGAGCUUAAUGGCAGACAGUAUUUGGAAAAACCCAAACAGUAAGAAAAGUUUAGAAAAAGCUUAGAAAAGUGAAUUUAAAGGUGGUGAGUGACACCCAAUUUAAUCAACCAUCCACUUCAUUCCACCUUAAAGAGGUGUAAAGCCGCCUUGCAGGGUUACCGCUUGAAAAGAGGUGAUGUAUAAUACAGGUAAAAUACUGGACUCAACGCGAACACCAGAUGUUAAGUUAAGCUACAAUGGAGAUCAAAGAACUUGGGAAAGGUGGUAAAAUUCUUCCAAGUAACUGUUACAUAGAACGCUGCUCCUAGUGACAAUUAUUUAAUCAGUCUUGUGUUCUUUCCUUCUUCUCUCCCACUCCCCCUGUAGAAUGGUGCACCCACGGAAGGACUCAUUUCCACUCAUUUUUGCUUAAAAUUCAACAUUGCUGGGGUGGGAGGGGGGAGGUUGACAGUUUUACUAAUAUCACAGGCAAGGUCUCAACACUUAUUACCUCCAUCGUGGGUUUACUUAAUUUGCAAUCGAAAUUACAGCGUCGCCUGUUGGCUAAGACUGUGUUUAUUUAACAGGAGUAAACUUCAGAGAAUAGUGUGUGUCACUUCGUGGUGCACCAGGAAGGAAGCAGGAAAUCCCAAAACUGUUGAGUGGUUUUUAAAGCCUGUUGCGAUGGCUGGGUUCAUUCAUGAUAUGGCUUUGAUGGAAAGUAUACUUAUGGAGUCAGGCCUUUGCUACACCGUUGUCCGUCCACCAAUACUGAACAACAGUAAGCAUGGAAAGUUGUUGGGGCGUCUUUAUAUUAGUGUUAUGCGCAAAAUUGCAAGGCAUGCAGAUUUUCACUAACGACGGAGUCAGACUCGGGAGUUAGUGAAUCAAAUUAACGACGCCGCAUAUAGCUACAUCACUUAGUUCCUAUAGUCAACUAGAUUGUCGGAGUCGCAGUCUUGUUGCGUUUUCCGCGCGUCUGAUCUCUAGCUCUCUGUAACUGAACCACUCACGGUACGCUCUAGGUUUGCUAAGCCGAGAACGCCAACGCUAAGGACAGACUAGGCAACCAUCGACCCGGUUUUCAUCAUUUAUUGAGUUUGUUAUAACUUAUUUUCAUGGACGAGAACACAUUAAACUAUUUUGGUUUUUCCUCUUUUUCACAAAUAUGAAGUAUUCCUAGUUGCUUCAUACAGUAGUAAUAUACUUUCCCAUUCUUAUCGUAAGGUUUGUAGCCUCCCACGCAGGCGUUUUUAGGGGAGCUCGUAUAUGAGCUCCCCUAAAAACGCCUGCGUGGGAGGCUAUAAGUUUUGUCGAUCUCUUUAACACUGAAUUUGCACCCUAUUCAUGUAUUGUGGUUUCUAUCAUGCAGAUACAGGUAAAUGCGACUACACAGUGGUAGAGGGUCAGUUUGUUCCCAAAGCUCCAAUGUUCAUACCACGAGCCGAUGUUGCAAAUUACAUGUUAUCCUCACUCCAAAGAAAUGACUGGGACAGGAAGUGCAUGGCCAUUGGCGGGAAAGCGUGACAUGGCGUUUGAACGAUAGCCAGGAUUGCUCAGUGAUUGGUCAACACCUUUUUGACCCAAAAACCCUGCGAAGCCACCAAAGUUGUCAAACGUAAGGUUUAAAGUAGUCGAACUGUAGUUGGUGACGUUCAGAUUGUCGGAUGGUAUCUCAAAGAGGACGCCAGACUUCUUCUGUGACCAGCGUGACGGCGUGACACUGCACAACAGACCUCUUCAUAUUGGUGCAUUUCUAUAACCAUUUUAGUGCUCGUGAUCUGAUGUGGUAAACAACGAUUAACGUUUAACAAAAUGCUCGAAUUAAUGUCAACCUUGCUUCCCCUUUUGAAAGGAACAAGAUUACCUAUGAACUGGGUCCGGCUUUUUACGGAUUCAAUACCAAGAAUUAAAAUACAGUAUACGAAAUAGCCC